AUGUAUCAUCUCUUGAUAUCAGAAAACAGGGACCCGGAACUAUUCUCUACGGUGGUGUGGUUUUUGUGGAACCAGAGAAACAACUUGCGGCUUGGCAAAGGGUCAAUCCCUCUGGACCAAGUGCUGCAGCAAGCAAGAAACAAACUGCAGGAGUUUCAGAGUGCUCAGACCAGAACAGGGGCUGCAUUGACAAGACAAAGCUCUUCACAGUGGCAGCCACCACCUAGCUCGGUUUAUAAGAUAAACUUCGACGGCGCUCUAUUCAUGCAGGAACAGCGGGCUGGCAUAGGGGUAGCCAUUCGUAAUGAGAACGGGCUCAUCAUGGUUUCAUCCUCUCAACAGAUUCCCCUCCCAGGUACAGUGGUUGAAGUAGAGGCAUUGGCAGCAAGGAAAGCUCUAGAACUAGCUCUUGACUGUGGUCUUGAUAAAGUAAUUCUUGAGGGUGAUUGCGAGAUUCUCUUGAAGACACUCCAGACUGCCUCUAAGUCCCUGGCACAGUUUGGAAAGAUUGCGGAAGAUAUACGAGUUUAUUCUUCAAUGUUUCAAGAUAUAAGUUUCGAGUUUAUUCUUCAAUGUUUCAAGAUAUAA
This is a messenger RNA of Quercus lobata, 588 nucleotides long. RefSeq lists its product as uncharacterized. Gene Ontology annotation, molecular function: nucleic acid binding; RNA-DNA hybrid ribonuclease activity. The transcript is spliced from 2 exons. The record is from RefSeq and is a predicted model, not a curated record. Lineage: Eukaryota; Viridiplantae; Streptophyta; Magnoliopsida; Fagales; Fagaceae. Bases 1 to 588 code for a protein of 195 amino acids.